UAACUAAAGCUACAACAGGCAGCUCAUCUGGCGCCACAGUGAGGCGCAGAUUGGGGCCUGCUGGCGUUAAAUUCGCGUCGCGGGCUUAUGACGUCCUCUUUACUCGCUGCUCAUCUGCAGGAAAGAACUUUUAGUUCACCAUCCAUCGCAAAUCUACAAUGGCCGAGGAAGGCAGCAGUCCUGCCGGAGGUGUGAUGGAUGUCAACACCGCUCUACCUGAAGUGCUCAAGACCGCACUCAUCCACGAUGGCCUGGCCCGCGGUAUCCGUGAGGCUGCCAAGGCUCUGGACAAACGUCAGGCCCAUCUCUGCGUCCUUGCUGCCAACUGCGACGAGCCUAUGUACGUCAAGCUGGUGGAGGCCCUCUGCGCCGAGCAUCAGAUCAACCUCAUCAAGGUUGAUGACAACAAGAAGCUUGGUGAGUGGGUUGGUCUGUGCAAGAUCGACCGCGAGGGUAAACCACGCAAGGUGGUGGGCUGCAGCUGCGUCGUUGUUAAGGAUUAUGGCAAGGAGUCCCAGGCCAAGGAUGUCAUUGAGGAAUACUUCAAGUCCAAGAAAUGAAGUCUCAAUAAAACGAUGAAAUGAA
Molecule: messenger RNA, 585 nt
Organism: Oreochromis aureus
Lineage: Eukaryota; Metazoa; Chordata; Actinopteri; Cichliformes; Cichlidae
Gene: rps12
Product: ribosomal protein S12
Exons: 6
Coding region: 159-560 (133 amino acids)
Biological process (GO): translation
Cellular component (GO): ribosome; cytosolic small ribosomal subunit
Molecular function (GO): structural constituent of ribosome
Source: RefSeq, a predicted model, not a curated record